AGCAGCAGCAGCAGCAGCAGCAGCGUCGUCAUAAGCAUCAGCAUCAGCACCAGUUCUUCUUCCCGGCGCAGCACCGACGCACGGAGGGCGCGCAUCAUCCAAGUGAUGCCACAGCAUCAUUUGCGUUUGGACAACAAAUAAGUGCGAGUUUGAAGCCUAAAGGAGGAGGAAAAGAGAAACGCUUCAGCCUCGAAGACAGCGACUGUCCAUGAAGAUGUCUAACGCUGACAUCGCCUUAAACGCCGCCGAUCGGAUGGUGAAAUCUGUCCCCUUCCCCCUGAGUCACCGCCUUACAAUGAAGGAGGUGUUUGACUGUGAGGGGAAGCCUCGCGUGGAUCUCCUGAAGGCUCACCUUACCAAGGAGGGCCGUGUGGAGGAGGCGGUGGCACUUCGAAUCAUAGAUGAGGGAGCAGCUAUCCUGCGACAGGAGAAAACUAUACUGGACAUUGAGGCACCAGUUACAGUGUGUGGAGACAUCCACGGACAGUUCUUUGAUCUUAUGAAGUUGUUUGAAGUGGGGGGGUCACCCGCGACAACACGGUACCUCUUCCUUGGAGACUAUGUUGACCGUGGAUACUUCAGUAUUGAGUGCGUGUUAUACCUUUGGUCGCUGAAAAUCCUCUAUCCAAAGACUCUAUUUUUACUGCGUGGAAAUCAUGAAUGUAGACAUUUGACAGAAUAUUUCACCUUCAAACAAGAAUGUAAAAUCAAGUACUCGGAGCAGGUGUACGACUCGUGCAUGGAUGCGUUCGACUGCCUUCCUCUGGCUGCGCUCAUGAACCAACAGUUUCUGUGUGUGCACGGUGGACUUUCUCCUGAAAUACACACACUAGACGACAUUAAGAAGUUGGAUCGAUUCAAAGAGCCCCCAGCUUUCGGGCCCAUGUGUGACCUGCUGUGGGCGGAUCCUCUGGAAGAUUUUGGCAACGAGAAAACGCAGGAAUACUUCAGUCACAACUCAGUGCGAGGCUGCUCCUACUUCUACAGUUAUCCAGCGGUGUGUGAGUUCCUACAGAGCAAUAACCUAUUAUCAAUUAUUCGAGCUCAUGAAGCACAAGAUGCAGGUUACCGGAUGUACCGUAAAAGUCAGACGACUGGAUUUCCGUCCCUCAUCACCAUCUUCUCAGCUCCAAACUACCUGGAUGUUUACAACAACAAAGCUGCUGUACUGAAGUAUGAAAACAACGUCAUGAACAUCCGACAAUUCAACUGCUCACCUCAUCCCUACUGGCUGCCCAACUUCAUGGAUGUCUUCACCUGGUCUCUGCCGUUUGUCGGAGAAAAAGUCACAGAGAUGCUCGUAAAUGUGCUAAGCAUUUGCUCCGAUGAUGAACUCAUGAAUGAUGAAGAUGAGAUCUUUGAUGCGAAUGCAGCUGCAGCUCGUAAGGAGGUGAUCAAAAACAAGAUCCGUGCCAUCGGGAAAAUGGCUAAAAUGUUCUCAGUUCUCAGAGAGGAGAGUGAGAAUGUGUUGACGCUGAAAGGCCUGACGCCCACUGGCAUGCUGCCGAGCGGAGUUCUCUCUGGAGGCAGACAGACGCUGCAGAGCGCCACGAUUGAAGCCAUUGAAGCCGUGGAGACGCAUGAUGAGGACGGAGAAGCGAUCCGCGGCUUCUCCCCCCAGCACAAGAUCACCAGUUUCGAGGAGGCUAAAGGCCUGGACCGCAUCAACGAGCGCAUGCCACCGCGCAGGGAUGGGGUGAACCACGUGGGUCACUCCAUGGGAAAGAUGAAUAUGUCGGAGGCAAACGGCACGGACGACAACAGCAACAUCCAGUGAUGUGCUGUCGGAGUCUGGGAACCGAGCCCAACCGUGUCGGCAAAUCUGGAAUUCAGGCCUCAGAGCAUAGAAAUCAAACAGACCCACUGAUAGAACAUGACGUCUUAAAACAGGCAUAAAGGUCUUUUUUUCCAUGACGGUGUCACUGCACAGGUGGGGGAGGGGGUGCUGGGGUUCAGGAGGAGGAGCCAACAGGCUGCCGUUCCCUUUGACACUGUCGAUCUGAGCACUGACAAACAUUUCAGGGCCUGACAGAAGACGUCAUUGCAGUAUCAAUGCCACACAAAUCAUUUUACUAUUUUAUAAAGUGUUCAUUCACAUAUUCACUUCUGAGGAAAAUGAUAUAGUUUACCUUCAUGUUUUUGCUAGUAUUAAUAAACCACAGCACAUUUUGUGAGAAGGAAAGCAAAAAAGAAAGAAAGUAAACUCUUUACCUCUUAAAACUUACCAGUGGACUUCAACUGAUUUAUUUGCACCCAUCGAGGGAAAGAGGACCAGGUGCUCGUGUGUGUGUGUGCCACUGCAAUCUGAAAUCAAUGUCCGAGUUCUCCAGGACCGCUCCUCUCCUCACCUCCUGCUGUUUCAGUCUUCUCUUAGCAAGCACAAACUUGGAGGGGAUGAGGGAAGAAAGGGAGGGGAUGAGAGGAGCACAAUGAUCACUGUAGGUUCCUCUGCAUCUGAAACACCUGAGAUCCCCAAACAUCACGUCAUACAAAGAUGCAAACAUACAGGUCCAUCUCAUGUUGUACUCGUGUUCUCCUGAGCUCCACCAGCUCCAAGAAGCUCUCCAUCAUCAUCAUCAUCUUCUGCUUUUCUUUGACUGGAAACUAAGUGGCAUCAGUGUCACAGAGAGUGUGACGGGACCACCGCGGGAAACUAAAGACACUUCCUCUGCCUGAUGAUUGCUCAAGAGAGAGUAAAACAGAGGUCUCAAACCUGCGGCCCACGGGCCACAUGCGGUACCCCCAGUCAAUUUCAUAUGACCCAUUAUUCAAUAUCAAUUAUUUACAGAUCAAUUUUGCAUCAUGAAUAUUUUUUUUAUAUAUACGGUAUAUGUACAUG
This is a messenger RNA of Solea senegalensis (Senegalese sole), 2839 nucleotides long. It is a transcript of the gene ppp3ca, whose product is annotated as protein phosphatase 3, catalytic subunit, alpha isozyme. The transcript has 14 exons. NCBI's taxonomy places the organism in Eukaryota, Metazoa, Chordata, Actinopteri, Pleuronectiformes, Soleidae. The record is from RefSeq and is a predicted model, not a curated record. Gene Ontology annotation, biological process: calcineurin-NFAT signaling cascade. Gene Ontology annotation, molecular function: calmodulin-dependent protein phosphatase activity; calmodulin binding. The coding region runs from base 209 to 1777 and encodes 522 amino acids. Gene Ontology annotation, cellular component: calcineurin complex; cytoplasm; cytosol.